Nematostella vectensis (starlet sea anemone) is the source of this 3165-nucleotide messenger RNA. Its product is annotated as lysine--tRNA ligase. Gene Ontology annotation, biological process: lysyl-tRNA aminoacylation. Bases 326 to 2179 code for a protein of 617 amino acids. The record is from RefSeq and is a predicted model, not a curated record. The transcript is spliced from 16 exons. Gene Ontology annotation, molecular function: tRNA binding; ATP binding; lysine-tRNA ligase activity. Lineage: Eukaryota; Metazoa; Cnidaria; Anthozoa; Actiniaria; Edwardsiidae. Gene Ontology annotation, cellular component: mitochondrion; cytosol; cytoplasm.
AAAAAAGGUUGCACAGUUUUUUUUAGCGAUAUACACCCGAUAAACGGGAAUCGGUUCUUUUUUUUUUUUAUUAUUGGGAUACCUGUACAUAACAACUGACCAAUCACAGAGAGCUAUUCAGCUGUCUUCUCUUUCGCACAUCUCGUUCUUGUGACUUGAUGUGAAGGAGCGACCAAUUCGUUAAAAUGUUCCUCAACGGAGCAGGGUUACAUGCUGAAACUACUGCUGUAUGCUUUAAACUAAUGUGGCUUUAACUCCGAAUAAGUUCUAGUGAGAGUAUUGCAGCGUGGAAUUAAUAUGGAAGUCAAAUAUUUUUGGAAGCAGAAUGUUUUUGCGAGCUCUUCCGUUUAGAACUUGUGCGCGUGCGCUAACCGGGCUGAGCCGGGUAUCAUCCAACCAGAAGCCAGGGUUUCAACCACACGUGUAUCUGUGGAGUUCCAACAUGGCCGACGACGGUGAAAAGGAAAAGAUAAGUAAAAGUGAGCUGAAGCGACGUCUAAAAUCAGAGAAAAAAGCCAAAGAAAAGGAGGCGAAACAGGAAGCUUCGAAAGCUAAGAACCCAGGGCAAGGAGAAGAAAAAAAGAAGGAGAUCGAUGAAGAAUCGCUUGAUCCAAAUCAAUAUUUUAAAAUAAGAAGCCUGGCAGUCGAAGCCCUGAAGAAGACUGAUGAACCACCAUACCCACAUAAAUUCCAUGUUUCAAUCUCGCUUAAUGACUUUAUACAAAAAUACCAAGACACAGAGAAUGGAACGUGGAGUGAAGAUGUUGUUACUGUCGCAGGUCGCAUCCAUGCCAAGCGUGCAUCAGGUAGUAAGCUGUUGUUCUAUGAUCUGAGAGGAGAAGGAAGUAAACUCCAAGUUAUGGCUGAUGCCCGAGCCUCUGAACAAGAUUUCAAUGCUGUUCAUGACAAAAUACGUAGAGGAGACAUAAUAGGUGUUAAAGGCAAACCUGGUAAAACCAAGAAAGGUGAACUCAGUAUACUGCCAUCCAGUGUUACACUCCUAGCACCAUGUCUACACAUGCUCCCUCAUCUGCAUUUUGGACUUAAAGACAAGGAAACAAGAUUUAGGCAGAGAUAUCUUGACCUCAUUUUGAAUGACAAAGUUAGAGAUAAAUUUGUUACCAGAGCAAGAAUUAUAAACUGCAUUCGACGAUUUUUGGACCAACUUGGUUUUUUAGAGGUUGAGACUCCACUAAUGAAUAUGAUUCCUGGUGGAGCAACUGCCAAACCAUUUAUAACCCAUCACAAUGACUUAAAUAUGGACUUGUUCAUGAGGGUAGCUCCAGAGUUAUACCACAAGAUGCUUGUUGUUGGUGGUAUUGACAGAGUGUAUGAAAUUGGCAGACAGUUCAGGAACGAAAGCAUUGAUCUGACACACAAUCCAGAGUUCACAACCUGUGAAUUUUACAUGGCUUAUGCUGACUACAAUGAUUUGAUGGAGAUUACGGAAACUAUGAUAUCAGGAAUGGUAAAGAACAUAACUGGGGGUUAUAAGGUAACCUACCAUCCAGAGGCUGUAGAUGCUGAAAACUUGGGGAAAUCUUGGACAGUGGAUUUCACCCCACCCUUCAAGCGGCUUAGGAUGAUUCCUGAGCUGGAAAAGGUGCUUGGUGUUAGACUGCCAUCACCACAAGACUUCAACACUCCAGAGGCAAAUAAGCUUCUUGACCAGCUGUGUGUAAAGCAUGAAGUGGAUUGUGCCCCACCAAGAACUACGGCUAGACUCUUAGACAAGCUUGUUGGAGAAUUCCUGGAAUCUCAGUGUGUUAGUCCAACGUUUAUCAUUGACCAUCCCGAAAUUAUGAGCCCUCUCUCAAAAUGGCAUCGUAAAGAGAAAGGCCUCACUGAGAGAUUUGAGCUGUUCGUAUGCUGUAAAGAGAUCUGUAAUGCAUACACAGAGUUGAAUGAUCCCAUGGUGCAGAGAGAGCGAUUUGAGCAACAAGCAAAGGACAAGGCUGCUGGAGAUGAUGAGGCAAUGUUUGUGGAUGAGAACUUCUGCACUUCACUAGAGUUUGGCCUGCCACCGACGGCAGGGUGGGGCCUAGGUGUAGACAGACUCACUAUGUUCCUAACAGACUCCAAUAAUAUCAAGGAAGUACUGUUCUUCCCCGCUAUGAAACCAGAAGAGAAUCAGAAGAAGGACAACCCAGAAGACGCCCCAAGCAAGACAGAUAGUUAAAAAUAAUACUAAAAUAGAAGAAACCUUUCAUCUCACAUUCCGGUCAGAUCCCUUAUAGACUUUGCUUUAAAAGAAAUGAAGAUGUACUAUAGAUACCCCUUGAAUUACAAUGAUGGCCAUGACUUGUUAUAAAUAAAAAAGGAAAUGGCCCCCCUUAUCCCCCCUCUGGGUAGAAAGCUUAGUAUCCAUAACUGCAGUAAGUCAAGGUAAUCGGUCUCCCCUUGAAGAUUUUAAUCGAUCGCGAAACUGUAAGCUAUGUGCUCAUACGAGGCAGCGAGAAUGUGGCGGGCGAAAAUGUCCACGUUUACCCUUUUUGGUUCUGUACAUAUUGUUUUUACUAUUUUGGUAUGCAAUGCAGUGUUCCGGAAGCAAUGGGUGGAAGGUACUAGAGUGGUUUUCAAAAUCCCGUGCAACAAAAUGUGAUAGUCAAAGUGUAAUAGUCAAUCCCGAACAAAAGAGAACAAAGAUAUUACAAUGUAUUUGUACUAGAUGAACUAAAUGGUAUUUCACAGGUUUUUGAAAACCACUCUAUUGUACAACUAUCCAAAAUAAAGUUGCAUCUAAAAUUGAAUAUAUGGUAUCCCUCAGGACUUCAUGGGCGUCAAAUGAAUAAGCAAAUAUGUAUAGAUGAAAAUGAAUCUACAGUAGUAUUGGAAAAUGUUCCAAUCUUGUCCUAGUCAUCUAAGGCUAAUUUCAAACAUCGUAUUGUUCAAUGUAAAAGAAGAUGAAACAAUCGACUUGAUUCAUUUGCAUGAAUUCGCAUUGAAUACGGCUUACGGAUGAUACUAAGUUUGAACUUAGCCUAAACACCAAUUUUACGGAGCUUCUCACUCGACGUUGUUGAAUAACGACUUGGACCAGGUCCGCCCCUUUUAUUCUGCAGACCAUUCUAUGAUGUAAUUGCAAACCAACGCUUUUACAUACACUCUUUGUAAUUCAGCCCCUUUGCCCUGAUACAUUUUAAUGUAUAAGCCCUUUUUCAAAAA